AUGUCGGUGAUGCAAAAGCGGCAGCACUGUUACUUGUGCGACUUGCCCCGCAUGCCGUGGGCAAUGUUGCAUGAGUUUUCGGAAGCAGUUUGUCGUGGUUGUGUCAAUUAUGAAGGCGCUGAUCGUAUAGAAGUGGUCCUAGACACCGCUAGGCAGCUGAAGCGCGCCCAUGGCUUCCAAGAAGGUCGAGGACCUACACAUGCCAAAACUACUCAUCGAGCUCCUUUGGAAGCUCACCAAAAUGGAGCCGAGACUGCCACUAGAGGUCAACCAGCUCCACCGGCACAUCACGCUCCCACAGCUGGAUUUGCUCUACAUCAUCCUAGGGGAGCAGCUACAGGUCUUCUAGCAGAAUACGGAGGACGUCGCGAGGAACAUGAAAAUCGGCGAUUAACGCAUCUUCCUACACAUCAUUUGACAGCACAUGGUGGAGCACGUUUAGCUCCAGGCAUAUCUCUCAAAAGACCGUUGGAAGAUGACGACCCGCCAAAAAGGCUAAUGGAAGAGCAUUCUCGUCCACCACCAACGCGUGGCGAUUCUUUACCAGCAGUAUCAUUGGCGGCACCUUUCGUUGCAGACCGAGUUUUCAAACAGGAGAAACAUCCUUUACGAACUCCAUCUUUUGAUGCAGCGUCAUUUAAGUCCAACGGGUAUGGUAACAGCGCGCCGCUGACGAACGGUUCGGCAGGAUCACCAUUGGGUAGAACAGCUGGCUCACCUCCCGUGACUGGAGCCUCCGCUGGUGCAGGUCCUUCACCAAUGGCUGCGCUAAUGUCGGUGGCGGAUACUUUACCACCAGGCUCGCCUCGGUCAGCUGGCGGAUCACCACCCCAGCCACCACCUCAGCGGUCAGCCAGUCGAUCCAGUCAACAUUCGCCUAACUCAUCAGGGUCGAACGGCGGGCGGCGGUCGUCGGGCUCCCGGCACGUGUCGUCGACGACAUCGGUGUCGUCGACAGAGGCAGGCGAAGGCACAGAUGCGGCAGCGCCAACGCCAGCGCCACUGCUCAAAUGUACACUUUGCCAAGAGCGCCUUGAGGACACCCACUUCGUCCAGUGCCCUAGCCAACCGCACCAUAAAUUCUGCUUCCCCUGUUCCCGGGAUUCUAUCAAGCGACAGCAAGGAUCAGAGGUUUACUGUCCAAGUGGGGAGAAAUGUCCAUUGGCAAACUCGACGGUGCCAUGGGCAUUUAUGCAGGGUGAAAUUGCAACAAUACUUGGUGAGGAGUUCAAACCGAAGAAGGAGCGGGAGACUUAGGCUAGCGUAGUGUCGCCCCGACUCUAUCUCUUGUCUCUCCCGAUGUGAACGCUCGUUGUGCACGGGAGAAGUACCGAGCAAGCCGCGGCACGAGGCCGCAAGCGCCGGCCGUCAGCUCUCAGCCGCACCGGCGCGCGGCUCCGCGGCGAGGCGGGGAUUGGUCUCGCCUACACCUACCGAACAUUUGUAUAUAACUUUGUAAAUAGUCAACUUAUAAGUUUAGAUCGUUUACUGAAAAGGUUUGGCGAAUCUAAACUUAUUUUAGCGGCAGCGGAGGCCGCAAUGAUAACUACGAUAUGGGCCGUAUUCAGCAUAUUGGAUCUGAUUUUGUGCGUAAAUUUAUAUAUUUCUCCGUUAUUUCGCAAAGCCAAUUCAAGGUUUCGAGUUUUUUAAUGCACAAAUCUGGUGGGAUAUUCUGAAUAGAGUACAUAUCAAUUUUUAAAGAUUUUUCGACUAAUUUUUGUCUAGAUAACGCAUCGUUGCAGAAACGAUAAUGUUGAUCUGAAUUAUUCGUAGCGUAAGAUAACGUUACUUUUCGAGAAAAUUGCGCUGAUUCGUGAGCGAGAUUUCUUCGCAUGCCAUUUUCUUAGUUACCCGUAGGUCCUGAACCAUAGUGAACUUGGCAUUUAUUUAUGUGAUUCUUAUAUAUUAUACGAGUAUUAUAUGAUAUACGAUCAUGACAUUAUAACAUGUAGUCGAGUGUACUGAUUGUAAAAGCAUAGUUUUGGAUAUUGAUUGGAAGCAUGUCGCUCCCUGUACAGAUAUUAUUAAAUAUAUGUAUAUUUGUAUUUAUUACAUUCAAUACAUAUGAAAUAGUGUUUUUUUACUAUCAAUUUAAGUAUUAGAGUGGCUCGAGUUCCGUUACCGUCUUGCAUUCGAUGACAACAAUCUGUCAAACAAAUAAUACUCAGGUAUUAUUGUUUACUUGGUCGUUAUGUACCUAGUUGUUUCAUAUUCUGUUGAUUGGAAAAAUAUUAAAUACUAUAUAUUUUAUACGUGACCUCGUUGGAGUGGAUAUUUGAGUUGAUUAAUUUGUAAGAAUAAUUUAAUGCGUCAGAUGUCAUGAGGGGAAAGUAAGUCCCCGUUCGUGCUUCAAGCUGAUUCAUUGAACUCGUUGGACUCGUAUACAUUCAGAUUUACGUGGUGGCAGUAAAAUAGGCUCAGUUUGAGAUGCGACCGGUGGGUAGAAGAUGGUGGCAGUAUUAGCAGAAUCGCUUUACAUAUGUUGGGGGCGUACCUAGUCAUUUUAUGAAAUGUCAAAUUGUCAGAACCGCUAACACGCGGCCGUUAUAGGAACUCUUAAAACUCGCUGCUAUAUUUGUAUAAAGUGAAGUAAUUAUCAUUAUAUAUGUCAUUAAUGUUAAAAAGUAGUAGUGUACGUCAAUUUCGAAGGCUAUCAGAAAGCUGGACGUCUUGGGUGUUAUUUUGCAUUUUUACUGGCUUCAAAUUGUUUUAGUACGUUAUUUUCGAUCUUGGUCUUGCUCUAAUUUAAUAUUAACUUGUUUUACUAUUUUUUGUAUGUCACUUGUCCUGGUAGGAUAAUGUGGAUAUAUUUUGUUACAUUUAAAAAUGUGUCUAAUUAAUGUUGCUUUGAAUAAUGUAAUGCGAUAAUCAAUAACUUCAGACGUUAUGUCUAUAAACAACGCAUGUUAGUACAUUCAAUUAAAUUGAGAUGUCCAUUAUUUAUUUUAGAGAUAUAUAUAAUUGUGUACAUAUACGUAUGUUGUAUAUAUAUGUUCUAUGUAAUUGUAAAUAUAUGUUUGGAACAGCCACUAAACUCUAUAUACAGUAUUAGUCAGCUAUUACCGCAUUAAACUUUUAUAAUCGUUUCUGAAAAUCCUCAGAUUCUAUAUGUACUAUUGUCACCUAAAUUGGUGAUUAAUGCAAAUAUAUUUUAAUCGAUGUAGAUAAUCGCAUGUAAUUUUCUUUCUUAGAUGCAGGCGAUUUUAAGUAAUUGUACGACUAACUGAUUCAUAAACUUAUUUGUUCACAAACUUUUAUGAUAAGUACUUAAAAUUAAUGAUAGAUGUUUUCUUGAAUCUGUCGUUUCUGGUAGAUUCGAAAUUGAUUGUUAGUAUUAUCAAUGGUCAGUGGAAUUCCACCCGGCAUCGGGUUUGUCGACUGUUAGUUAGUGCUCGCCAAUGGGCGACAUUGAUAAAUUGUAAGCACAAAAUGUGCAUUUUACUUUUGUACUACUGUUGUAUUAAAUGUAUGACAACUAACAAUACUUUGGCUAAACUAUUUCAGAAAUGUUUCCUAUCGUGUAUAAUACAUAUAUAUGUAUGACAUUUUGUUUUUUUCUUUGUAUACAAUUAGUUGUUAUUUUAUUUAUGGUUAAAUAAUAUGAUUAUAUUACAUAAACUGUCAUACAUUUAAGACGCCAGAUUGUUAUAGUCCGCCUUUAUCCAUAGGCUUCUUUGUAGAUGUCGAUAGAAAUUCGACACAUAAAAGUAUAUACAUACUUAAUUUUGAGAGUCGUCUCUUUCUUACUGUAAGCAGCAAGAGAAAUGCUUCGAUUAAGACGUUAAUGUACAUGUUGGUGAAAAUACAAUUGAUGUGAUUUUGUACAAAUGCACUU
Messenger RNA from Achroia grisella, 3835 nucleotides. RefSeq names its product interferon regulatory factor 2-binding protein-like A (gene Pits). Gene Ontology annotation, molecular function: transcription corepressor activity. Gene Ontology annotation, biological process: regulation of transcription by RNA polymerase II. Bases 1 to 1257 code for a protein of 418 amino acids. Gene Ontology annotation, cellular component: nucleus. The record is from RefSeq and is a predicted model, not a curated record. The transcript is spliced from 4 exons. NCBI's taxonomy places the organism in Eukaryota, Metazoa, Arthropoda, Insecta, Lepidoptera, Pyralidae.